AUGCCCACUAUCGAAGCCGCGAUCGUGGGAGUCAGUGGCGAAAGCAGCCAGUCCAUCGUGAAUGCCCUACUCGAGUCCUCCACGCCGAAAUAUGUGAGUUACCUGGCCCCUAAUCAACUUGGAGUGAAAGUCGUCCUAGCAGAUCUCCACGGUCUAUCCAAUAAGCUCGUCGAGCUGCUUUCUGGUAUCGACGUGGUCAUCUCGGCUAUCUACUUCGACAGUCCGGAUGAUGAGAUACUCCUCGCGAAUGCCGCGAAAGCAGCAGGUGUCACGCGAUUUAUCCAAUCUGCGCUGAUGAGCGUUAUCCACCGAAGGGUUUCUGAAGAAGAAGCUAUUGCCAACAUCGACAGCACGCGGGCAAGACUUGAUCAAAACCCGACAGAAACCAGCGCAAGACUCGCAUUUAUUGCUGCUCAACUGUGCUACUCUUGAGGGAUCCGGAAUGAUAAUAUGUCGGAAUAUGCUGAGUAUCUGGGAUGUUUAAAUAUGAAGGACCU
Aspergillus ruber CBS 135680 is the source of this 497-nucleotide messenger RNA. RefSeq lists its product as uncharacterized. Lineage: Eukaryota; Fungi; Ascomycota; Eurotiomycetes; Eurotiales; Aspergillaceae. Bases 1 to 432 code for a protein of 143 amino acids. The record is from RefSeq and is a predicted model, not a curated record. The transcript is spliced from 3 exons.